Molecule: messenger RNA, 2262 nt
Organism: Zingiber officinale
Lineage: Eukaryota; Viridiplantae; Streptophyta; Magnoliopsida; Zingiberales; Zingiberaceae
Product: delta(8)-fatty-acid desaturase 2-like
Exons: 2
Coding region: 145-1506 (453 amino acids)
Biological process (GO): lipid metabolic process
Cellular component (GO): membrane
Molecular function (GO): oxidoreductase activity, acting on paired donors, with oxidation of a pair of donors resulting in the reduction of molecular oxygen to two molecules of water
Source: RefSeq, a predicted model, not a curated record
AAGUUAUUGAGUCGAUGAACGCGUUUUUACCCCUUGAUAUCCUUGCGGGCCGUCAAUUCCCAUUUUUAACAACUAUUCUCCUCUCCUCCCAUCGUCCAAUCCUCUCCCCAUCCUGCCUCCGUUGGUAGGAUCGCCAGAGAGCGGAUGGAAGGAGAGCAGAAGCAGACGCGGUCCUUCUCGUCGGAGGAGCUCCAAGCUCACAACAAGCCCACCGACCUGUGGAUCUCCAUCCAUGGGAAGAUCUACGACGCCACCGCUUGGGCCCCCGUCCACCCCGGCGGCGAUCUCCCCCUCCUCACCCUCGCCGGUCAGGAUAUCACCGACGCCUUCAUCGCCUACCACCCCGGCUCCACCUUGGCCCUCCUCGCCAACAACCCCUACCUCCGCUUCGUCGGCCACCUCUCUGAUUACCGCGUCUCCGACGUCUCCAAGGACUACCGUCGCCUCGUCGCCGAGUUCUCCCGCCUCGGCCUCUUCGACAAGAAGGGCCACGGCACCGCCAUCUCGCUCUCCGCGAUUGCGGUCGUGUUCGCUGCGGUGAUCUACUGCAUCCUCCGAUCCCAGAGCGUGUGGGCCCACCUCGGCUGCGCGGCCGUGAUGGGCUUCCUGUGGAUGCAAUCGGGGUUUCUAGGGCAUGAUUCGGGGCACUACGAGGUGACGGGGAGCAAGCGCACGAACAGGGCGAUCCAAGUGUUGUCCGGAAACUGCCUAACGGGGCUCAGCAUCGGGUGGUGGAACCGCAACCACAACGUGCACCACGUGGCCUGCAACAGCCUCGACAUCGACCCAGACUUGCAGCACAUACCGGUCUUCGCCGUCUCCGUCGAGAUCUUCCGCAGCCUCACCUCCUUCUACUACGAGCGGGAAAUGACUUUCGAUGCGGUGGCGCGGGCGCUCGUCAGCUACCAGCAUUGGACCUUCUACCCGGUCAUGUGCGUCGCCCGCAUCAACCUUUUCGCCCAAACUCUGCUGCUGCUCUUUUCCAAUAAGCGCGUGCCGGGGCGAUUCCUAGAGAUUCUGGGUGUGGCGGUGUUCUGGAUCUGGUUCCCUUUGCUGGUGUCGUGCCUUCCGAGCUGGUGGGAGCGCGGUCUGUUUGUGCUGGUGAGCUUCGCGGUGGCGGGGAUUCAGCACGUACAGUUCUGCCUCAACCACUGGUCCACCGACACCUAUCUCGGGCCACCGCAGGCCAACGACUGGUUCCAGACGCAGACAAUGGGAACGCUGGACAUCUCCUGCCCCCCAUGGAUGGACUGGUUCCACGGCGGCCUGCAGUUCCAGGUGGAGCACCACCUGUUCCCGAGGCUUCCUCGCGGGCAACUCCGGCGGAUGGUGCCAAUCGUUCGCGAGCUCUGCCUCAAGCACGGCCUGCCCUACAACAGCUUCUCCUUCUGGGAGGCCAACGUGCGCACCAUCGCCACGCUGAAGGCUGCGGCUAUGCUGGCCCGCGAUAAGGCCCAACCUUUGCCCAAGAACUUGGUGUGGGAGGCUCUCAACACCCAUGGGUAAGAUCCAAUUCAUGUUUGUGGAUGGAAGUUGAACAUGUUUCUGAAUUCUUUGCAUUUAUUUCCUGCUAUUUUCAGUGUCUGAGGCUGUCAAUUUCAAUUUUGCAAUAUUUAAAUUCAAUAAAUUAAAACCAAAUAAAUUAGUUUCCUUGUUUAACCAUCAGUAUUUAUUUUAAAAUCAUUAGUAGGACAUCUACAUAAUACAGAGCUUAUCUAUUAUCAUCAAAUAUACUUGUACACUAUACACUCAGUUAAUAUCAUAUGCUUACAUCUCCAUCCAUUGCACUAAAUGGAUUAUCCUCUCUUGAACUACCUCACUGUAGCAUCAAUUAGGUAUUUGCUUGUAAGGAGGCUUGUCCAUAGCAGGAGAAGGAUCAUACGUUCCAUAGUCAUUGGUUCUAACCAUCAGGAAUCUAGCAUAAGCUCCAGCCAAAACGGGAGCUUUAUAGUACAUCAAUUUUCGGUUUCCUGCAAGUCAAACAUUCAGUAAAGUUUUUAUAUGUUACUAGUUCAUGAACUUUCGAUCACUAACCUGGAAGUGAUUCUGAAGGCGAUGUAGCUAAGGCAAGAAGGAAGAGAAUGAGAAUUCUCUUAACAACUUCCAACUCCAUCUUGAGUUAUGAUUUUCUGAGUUACCAGACAGUGGCAGGGAGAGUAUAUAUAAAGGGAAGAUAGUGAGCAUUGUAUUUUUUGCAUAGAAAAUAUUGAUUGGCCACAGUGGUGAAUCUGGAUAGCUGAUAUGAUCUAUAAAGUACAUAAA